CGAGGGGCCAGCGAGGCAUCAACUAUAUUUACAGUUGGUAUAUAAGGAAGUACGAAGGGGGGGUUGAGGAUAGAUAUUGUAUAUCGUACAUUACUACUACUACUAUUACGACAAUGGCAUCGCGGAAAUAGAAGAUGAGAGCACUACAGACAACCCUCCCCCUCCUCCUCCCCGCCCUAAUCCUCCUCCACCUCCUCGCCGCCCCCUACACCAAAGUCGAAGAAUCCUUCAACCUCCAAGCCACGCACGACAUCCUCGUUCACCCUCCCCCCCUCUCCCCCUCAACCUUCGCCCCCCACAUCCGCACAACCUACGACCACAUCUCCUUCCCCGGCGCCGUCCCACGCACCUUCAUCGGCUCUCUGCUCCUCGCGCAGCUAACCCGGGCUUUCCUACACGCCACCUCCUUCGCAUACAUCCGCACCUUCGCCAAUGCCUUCCUAGGCACCCCGCUGCACUUCGUACACUCACAACUCCUCUUCCACUCCCUCGUCAACGGCUCCGCUCAGCAAACCGCACGGUUCAUCCUCGGUUCGCUAACUGCUGCUGCGUUGCUGCGGUACGCGCGCGCGCUUUCAAGGGCGUUUGGGAAGGGGGUGGGUGGGUGGUAUAUCUUGCUUCAGGCGACGCAGUUUCACAUCCCCUUCUACGCCUCGCGCACCCUGCCCAACACCUUCGCGCUCCUCCUCACCACCGAGGCCGCGCGCUCGUUCCUCCCGGUACCGGGGAAUAAUGCUGCGAACCAGCGGAGUCAGGUGCGGCGGGGGAUAUACCUACUGGUUGCGGCGGGUGUGGUUUUCAGGGCGGAAAUCGCACUGCUACUCGCUACGCAGGUGGGAUUCCUCCUUUGGACACGACGCACAACACUCCGCACCGUCAUCUUUGCAGGGCUCCCCGCCGCAGCCCUCUCCAUCACAGCCUCUGUUAUCGUAGACUCAGCGUUCUGGCUCCGCCCCGUCUGGCCCGAACUCGCAUCCUUCAUCUUCAACGCCUACCACGGUGCGUCGUCGGAAUGGGGUGUUUCGCCCUGGCACACCUAUUUCACCUCUUCCCUCCCGAAACUCCUGUUAAACCCCCUCGCUAUCCCAAUGCUAGCAGCAGCGCUGUACUUCCCCGCCACAUCGCGCGCGGCGAGGGGACUAGUGAUCCCGCAGUUGGCAUUCGUGGCGCUGUACAGCGCGCAGCCGCAUAAGGAGGCGCGGUUUGUUAUAUACACCAUUCCGCCGCUGACGGCGGCGGCGGCGUUGGGGGCGUCGUAUAUUUGGACGCGGCGCGCGCGCACUGUCGGUUACCGGAUCGGGGCGCUGGCGCUGGUUGGGGGUGUGGGAGUUAGUUUCGUGGCGGCGAUGGGGAUGCUUUUUGUGUCGGCGCUGAAUUAUCCGGGGGGUGAAGCGCUGUGGGAACUGCAUCAGCGGGUGGGUAUGGAUAGGCAGAUAGGGAUGGUGAGGGAGGGGGAGGUGGUGAGGGUGCAUAUGGAUGUUCUCAGUUGCAUGACUGGUAUAACGAGGUUCCAGGAAGCGGCGCCGAGUAAGCCGGUCUGGCGUGCUGAUCUACUGCCUGCCUGGGGGGAUUCUGGGGUGCACCCUGGGAAGGGGGGCAGGAGGGAUUGGGAGGUGGAGUGGGCGUAUGAUAAGACGGAGGAUAAGGCUGCGCUGCGCGAUGUGCGGUUCUGGGACCAGUUUGACUAUGCGCUUAUGGAGGACCGGCGGAAGGCGCUGGGGAAUUGGCGGUUGAUGGGGGUGGUGUGGGGGUUUGCCGGGGGGGUGGAGGUGUUGAGGCCCGGGGAGGAGAUGUGGCAUGAGUCGGAUAAGGAUGUGUGGAAUCUUGUGGUGAAGGGGCCUUGGGAGUCGUGGCGGAGUGAGGAUGUGGGAUGGGGUGUUGUGAUGGAGAUGAUGGGGAGGGGGGGUUUUAAGGAGGUGGUAAGGAGGUUUGUUACGAGGGGGUGGUGGGUUGGGCCGAGGAUGGAGCAUAAGAUCCAUAUUAUGGCACGGGUAGUACCUGUGGUCGACGAGGAGUAG
Molecule: messenger RNA, 2018 nt
Organism: Pseudogymnoascus destructans
Lineage: Eukaryota; Fungi; Ascomycota; Leotiomycetes; Thelebolales; Thelebolaceae
Gene: ALG12
Product: dolichyl-P-Man:Man(7)GlcNAc(2)-PP-dolichol alpha-1,6-mannosyltransferase
Exons: 2
Coding region: 135-2018 (627 amino acids)
Biological process (GO): protein N-linked glycosylation
Cellular component (GO): endoplasmic reticulum membrane
Molecular function (GO): alpha-1,6-mannosyltransferase activity
Source: RefSeq, a predicted model, not a curated record